Messenger RNA from Carlito syrichta (Philippine tarsier), 1948 nucleotides. It is a transcript of the gene HOXB6, whose product is annotated as homeobox B6. Gene Ontology annotation, biological process: anterior/posterior pattern specification; regulation of transcription by RNA polymerase II. Lineage: Eukaryota; Metazoa; Chordata; Mammalia; Primates; Tarsiidae. The coding region runs from base 640 to 1314 and encodes 224 amino acids. The transcript has 2 exons. Gene Ontology annotation, molecular function: DNA-binding transcription factor activity, RNA polymerase II-specific; RNA polymerase II cis-regulatory region sequence-specific DNA binding. The record is from RefSeq and is a predicted model, not a curated record. Gene Ontology annotation, cellular component: nucleus.
GGAAGGUGUUCUUUUUCUUGGCUUCUCUUAGCGGAGAACUCUUCUCAUCUUCCACCAACACAAAACCCUAGAAAAAAAACCUUUUUUGGUUUUCUCUCAAGGAGAUUCGGGGACAUUUACCCACCCCUCCCUUGAGGGAAAGGACCCAAGCCACGCAGGGGUUAACUUUUCUGAAAACACAAUUAACUUUUUCCUAUCCUGCGUGGGGUGGGGGAGGGAUAUAUUUAUUUAAUCACUGGGGGAUGGGGUGGUCUCAAUCUAAAAGCUCCCUCCUCCCUCAAAAGCACAGACGCCUCUUUCGCAGAUCAUACGUAGGUGGAACAGGACGCGCUGUGUUGUUGGGGAGAGAGCGAGAGAAAGGAGGAGAAGGAGGAAAAAAAGGUUGAUAGGUUUGUGCGCGGGUCCCUCGUGCGGGCUGCGCUCCUCCUGGGUGCUAUUUGACAAUUCCUGCCUCUGCCAUUGGUCAGUGUUGGAUCAGAUGGUUGUAUUUCCUUCUGGCCCUCACUGGCACCUCGCCAUCCCCCCUCAGCUAAAACCCAAUCUCGGAUAUACUACUAAUAGGCGCGGCGCUCGGACUAUAAAACACAACAAAUCAUAAACCCGGCGGAGCAGCAGCGGCCGCGCGCGCCUCCCCUCCCAAUGAGUUCCUAUUUCGUGAACUCCACCUUCCCCGUCACUCUGGCCAGCGGGCAGGAGUCCUUCUUGGGCCAGCUGCCGCUCUACUCGUCGGGCUAUGCGGACCCGCUGAGGCACUACCCCGCGCCCUACGGGCCAGGGCCGGGCCAGGACAAGGGCUUUGCCACUUCCUCCUACUACCCGCCGGCCGGCGGCGGCUACGGCCGAGCGGCGCCCUGCGACUACGGGCCGGCGCCCGCCUUCUACCGCGAGAAGGAGUCGGCCUGCGCGCUCUCGGGCGCCGACGAGCCGCCUCCGUUCCACCCCGAGCCGCGGAAGUCGGACUGCGCGCAGGACAAGAGCGUGUUCGGCGAGACGGAAGAGCAGAAGUGCUCCACCCCGGUCUACCCGUGGAUGCAGAGGAUGAAUUCGUGCAACAGUUCCUCCUUUGGGCCCAGCGGCCGGCGAGGCCGCCAGACCUACACGCGCUACCAGACGCUGGAGCUGGAGAAGGAGUUUCACUACAACCGCUACCUGACGAGGCGGCGACGCAUCGAGAUCGCGCACGCCCUGUGCCUGACCGAGCGGCAGAUCAAGAUCUGGUUCCAGAACCGGCGCAUGAAGUGGAAAAAGGAGAGCAAACUGCUCAGCGCGUCUCAGCUCAGUGCCGAGGAGGAGGAAGAAAAGCCAGCCGAGUGAAGGUGCUGGAAAGGGAGGGGGGACGUGAAGGGAGAGGCCCGUGGGGAGCCCAGGGCGUCGGAGAGCCCCGGGAAAGCUCUGCGGGCGGGGGAGCCGCGGGACUCGCUCUCCAGCGCGCGACAGGCGGGGCCCAGCGCUCUCCCGGCCACCCCCGCCCGCAGAGCUCCCGCGGGUGCUCGCAGGCCGCGCAGCCCGAGCCCACCCAGCACCCCGCGCCCCCCUUCCUCCCCGAGGAACCCGCCUCGCCCGAUCCGGCUCCCGGUGAGAACUGAGGAUCGGACUCAUUUGAUGUUUCCUGGAAGCAGAGCAAAAUGCUCUUGUCCGUGUCGCAUCUCAUUUCCUCCAUGUCCCCCCCCCCCUGCACGGUUCAAUGGUAGAUUCGCUGGCCCCUCGGCGGGGCCUCGAAGACUCCCUAACCCCAGACCUGUCGUCUCUCCCACCUACUCCCCAAAGCCACUGGAAGGAGCACAUACUACCUAGAAGUAAGAAGAGGAGCCUCAGAAGAAAACAAAGUUCUAUUUUAUUAAUUUUCUAUGUGUUGUGUUUGUAGUCUUGUCUUAGCUCUGGACGUGAAAUACUUCGGUAAUAUUAAUAUUAUUAAUAAUGAUGAUGAUGAUGAUGAUGAUAAUAAUAA